Molecule: messenger RNA, 1743 nt
Organism: Culicoides brevitarsis
Lineage: Eukaryota; Metazoa; Arthropoda; Insecta; Diptera; Ceratopogonidae
Product: adenosine deaminase AGSA-like
Exons: 3
Coding region: 152-1720 (522 amino acids)
Biological process (GO): inosine biosynthetic process; adenosine catabolic process
Molecular function (GO): adenosine deaminase activity
Source: RefSeq, a predicted model, not a curated record
AAAUGAACAGUUUAAUAAUUUUUUUCUGCUCUUAACUUUCUCAGUUACGAACGGGCGGUCAUCUGAGAUGCACGAAAAAGAAUAAAAUAAAAUAAAAACGCGAAGAAAUUCAUUGAAAAAAGUUAAAAACUCACCAUUGGCUGUCAUAAAAAUGUUCAUCUUCCUGAUUUUCACGAUAAUUUUGCCACAAAAGUCCUUCACAAGUCUCCUUCCGACACGAUAUCCUACUUUAAUCGAGGUUCAAGGUCGUCCAACUCCGCUAGAAUAUGACACGUUACGCAAAAAUUUCUUCCUGGAGCAAAAAAAUCGCUACUUGGGCGCCGAUUUGACACUUUCACCACAAGAAGAACGCGUCAAUGACAUCAUAAUGCGUCUCAAACGUCAAGAACUGACCUACGGAUUCUCGAAUCCGGGCAAUUUUUCAGGAGCUGUGCAUAUUUUUCAGUCAUUCGAACGCAUUGAUAACUCAUCCUUGUUUAAAAUUCUGCGAAAAAUGCCAAAAGGCGGCGUUUUGCAUGCACAUGACACCGCCUUGUUAAGCACUGCGAAGGUCAUCGAGUUCACAUAUCGCGAAAAUUUGUGGAUUCUCGGAGAUUUGGAUGAAAAUUCGGACAAACUGCCAAAAUUUUUGUUCGCUUUAAGCAAACCUCAAGCUGAAAACGGGCUUGAAUGGCAAAGCGUGGCUGAUCUUCGUCUCGCCAAAGGUUCAGAAGUGUUCGACAAGGAGCUUCAUGACAUCUUAAGCUUAUAUUCAAGUGACUCUUCCAUCGAAAAUCGUGACAUAAAUUACGUGUGGCGGCGUUUCAAGUCGAUUUUCAGUGUUCUCGGAGGAAUUGUUUGUUAUGACGAGGUUUGGAAGGCAUAUUUUUAUCAAGCGUUACAGGAAUUUUUAGACGAUGGCGUGCAAUAUCUCGAAUUUCGUGGAUUACUUCCGGCUGUUUAUGCAAUAAAUGGCACGAUUUACUCGCCGGAACAAGUUGUCGAGCUUUAUGUUGAAGUUUUAGAAAAAUUCAAAAGAGAACAUCCGACGUUUAUUAACUCGAAAUUCAUUUUUGCUCCGCCGCGGGCAGCUACAGACGAACAAUUUGACAAGGAUCUCGGGAUUUUGAACGAAUUAAGGCUGAAAUUUGGAAAUUUUGUUGUUGGAUUUGAUCUUGUGGGUCAAGAAGAUGCUGGGAGACCCUUGAAGGACUUUGCUCAUAAAUUGCUGAGACUGCCGCAAGAUAUUAAAUUUUUCUUUCAUGCUGGGGAGACGAAUUGGAAUGGCAUGGCAACGGAUGAAAAUUUAGUCGACGCUAUUUUGAUAGGAACUAAACGCAUCGGACACGGAUUUGCCAUCACAAAAAACCCAAAAAUUCUGGAAGCCAUCAAAACCGAAAAUAUUUGCAUCGAAGUCAAUCCCGUUUCAAAUCAAGUCCUCAAACUCGUUGAUGACUUCAGAAAUCACCCAGCAGCUCUUUUAUUCGCCGACAAUUAUCCCGUUGUGAUUUCCAGUGACGAUCCCUCGUUUUGGCGAACAACUCCUCUAAGUCACGAUUUUUACAUUGCCUUCAUCGGCAUCAGUUCCGCCCACAGCGACUUGCGUUUCCUGGAGAAACUCGUGAAAAAUUCCAUCGAAUACAGCUCAUUAAGUGCCAAUGAGAGACAGAACGCUGAAAGCAAAUGGCGAGCGGAAUGGGAAAAAUGGCUCAAAUGGGUGAUUGACAACUACGAAACAUGAUUCGGAAUAAAAAAAAUUUUUUU